This is a messenger RNA of Homalodisca vitripennis (glassy-winged sharpshooter), 351 nucleotides long. RefSeq names its product sentrin-specific protease 8-like. Gene Ontology annotation, molecular function: deNEDDylase activity. The annotation marks the transcript as partial. The transcript has 2 exons. The record is from RefSeq and is a predicted model, not a curated record. Lineage: Eukaryota; Metazoa; Arthropoda; Insecta; Hemiptera; Cicadellidae.
UAAUGUUCCUACUAAAUAUUUCCCCCUGAAAAUCAGUAUGACAAAGAAAGAAGAUGUUGUGGUGUUGAGUUACUUUGACUGUGUUAUUAGGGAGUCUGACUUAAAAAUACUAAAAAGUAACGGUUGGUUAAACGAUGCCAUAAUUGGAUUUUACUUUGUAUACUUAGAGAAAGAGCGUUUUAAUUCGAAUAGUGAAUUACUAUUCAUUGGACCCGAAGAAAGAUAUUUCAGGCCCUCCCUAGAACUAGAUUUUGUAGAAUUAAGUUCACUUCAACAGGACAAUUCAUAUGACUGUGGUAUUUAUUUAAUAUGCAAUCUAGAAAAUAUUGCUGAGCAUAUAAACCAGCACGG